CCAUCUUCACAACAGCAACUUGACUUAAGUACCAACUUGACUCUUCUAAUACCCCAUCAUAUAACCAUCUUCGUACUUUUCACACCAAUUCCGUCAUUAUGAUCAACAUUACGAAGCUCACCAUUGUGGCCCUCGCUGCUUUCGGCUCAGUCCAGGCCCUGCCUCAAAGCAUCCCCUCAAGUACCUCCACUCCAGCAGCUCCAGCAGCCACGGCACCCGCAAGCGACCAAGCCCAACUCUUCCGUGACCUGUUCACCGCACCCACUGCGAUCAAGCGCUUCCAGCGCCUGCUGACCCAAGGCUCAACCCUCCUAACCGGCGAUGCCCUCCGACAACUCACUGUCUUCUCCUUCAACAACGCCACACCCGCCGCCGGCGCAAAAGGCGGUGCAACCAGAGCCGCCAACAUUGAAACAUUCCCCAUCCUCACCGGCCUCGGGAUAAGCACUACCCUCGGCUUCCUCGAGCCCUGCGGCAUCAACACGCCCCACGUGCACCCGCGCGCCACCGAGUUCCUCACCCUCGUCGACGGCGCCGGCCUGAAAUUCGGCUACGUGCUGGAGAACGGGCUGGUGGGCGCCGGCCAGAACCCCGAGAUUGCAGGCACCCUGAACAAGUUCGAGGGCACCGUGUUCCCGCAGGGCAGCAUCCACUUCCAGUUCAACGACAACUGCGACGCUGCUACCUUUGUCGCCAGCCUCAACAGCGAGGACCCCGGUACGAGCCAGGUGGCGCAGAAUUUCUUCGCGCUGAACAGUGGCGUGGUCAAUGCUACGCUCGGGUUCCCCAAGACAAUUGACGGCAAGAACAUCGAGGAGUUCAGGAAGCUGAUUCCGGCGAACUUGGCGCAGGAUGUUGAUGUCUGCCUGAAGAGGUGUAACAAGUAUUAAGUGACUGGUAGAAAGGUGUCUUUAUAGUAUAAUGGUGCGGAGGGGGGACUUUGGGUUUACAUGGCGACGGCGUUGGGGUUGCAUAUCUACUUCGUGGUUACUCUUGAAUAGUGUUUUGUACAUGUGUUGAGCUUACA
Messenger RNA from Boeremia exigua, 1027 nucleotides. Its product is annotated as RmlC-like cupin domain-containing protein. NCBI's taxonomy places the organism in Eukaryota, Fungi, Ascomycota, Dothideomycetes, Pleosporales, Didymellaceae. The record is from RefSeq and is a predicted model, not a curated record. Bases 99 to 890 code for a protein of 263 amino acids. Gene Ontology annotation, molecular function: manganese ion binding. Gene Ontology annotation, cellular component: cell wall. The transcript has a single exon.